GGGGGAUGCAAUGCCGCGAGCUCCAUAACACGUAAUUUAAGAAGGCCGUCGAGGGUUGCUUACGAGGACUGGAAAAAGCCACCGGCUUCUGCACAGGCAGAGAUUCGACCUCAAGGCGCAGGGUCGCGGACGGUAGGGCGACCGUUUCGAGGUUUGCAGCACGUCCAGCACCUGGUGGGGUCUCGUGGUCUCUCCUAACGAUGAUUAUCACGCUCUCGUUCACGCUCUGCUUUGCUCUCCUCUGCGAGUUCCAGUGGACCCGGCAGUGAGCCCGUGGUCAGUCGGUCGGUUUCGCAGCCUCCCGCUGCCACCCGGAUGCGAGCCUGUCCGAGUGGCCGAAUCGCAGAGGUCACUGAUGAUCGGCGCAGGUGUGGGCGCUUCCAUGCGCGGGAGCAGCCGAUACAGACCGAGCCCAAGGCGGCUUUACGACGACUAUAUGCGUGCGUGGGCGAGCAGCGAGCGCAGGGGCAAUGAGAGCGUGAGGAUCUGGUCGGAGGUGCGAAUCGUGAAUCCGGCUGUUUCCUCUCGUCGUCGUGCGUACCAAGCAGCGUGUGUGCCGGAAGGGAUUCGGUUCAGCUAAUCAAGCGCGCCCCCGGGGGCUUGGUCGCGCACGCAGGAGCAAGUCCUCCGCUGUCCAAAUGCCCUGCGCUCUUCCUCCGUCCAGGCCCGCCUCCUCUCAUCGUGUCAGUGCAUCACACGACAUGGUCAUUGGCCCGCGAUUUCGACUGCAGUGCAAGGCUGCUGCCUAGUAUGCGCAGCCUGGUUGGGUAGGAUGAUCAGGAGUUGGAAGGUGCGGCGGGCUUGAGAGAGACGUUAUUGAGUCGAUCGUCUGCAUCCAGCUCAAUUCCAUCACAUUCACGUCGUCUUUGGUUCUCCGCGUCGAAGACCAUCAGCCGGGUGUUGCAUAAAGGCGUCGGAAUAUAACAAGGUCAGCACUGCUCAUGUUGUUUGUGCAAUGGCAGUUGUUUUGUCCAAGCCGUGACGUGCACGUGCCUCACACUGCAGUCCACUCGACGGUACCUGUCAUGCGAAGGGCUAUGCAACAUGUCCGGGAUCCGAUACUCAGAGAAACCACAAUAGCCUAGCACUGUCGCCCAACUUCCCUUUGCCAGAAUCCCAAACUUUGCACCUUAUCCGAGCCCAUGUGUCCAACGCGCGCGCCUUCACUUCCACCCGAGCUGGAGCUACGGAUCUUCGAGCUCGCAGCCGACCUAGAUCCCGGCACAAUACCCGUGCUGCUGCGUGUCGCGCAAAGAGUGCACAGCUGGAUCGAACCCAAGCUGUACUCUUCUCUGAGCAUUGACCUGGUCAAGCCUGUCCUGGACACGGACCAGAAAUACCAGCUUCUGAGGCAGUAUCCGGCACGGGCCGAAUUCUUCCACCGCGCCAUCCGACAUGUGGCUAUCCAGACCCUGGAUAUGCGAUUCUUCGCACAGCGGGGGGUGCAUAGAUGGUCUGCAGAGGAGCUCGCGACCCUGCUCCACAUCUGCAGCGGAGCGACGAACGUCCUGGUCUGCGGGGGUAUGCGGGAUCCCGAUAUCCUGAGCACGAUGCAGAGCGCUGGGUUUCGCGUCGAGAAGAUGCUGCUCCUGGUGCCUCUCUCGGAACCGGGACUCGAAUUUUCCUCUCCCGUGUUCGGGGCGCUCACCCAUUUGUGCCUGUUUGACCUCGACGACUCCGCGGGCAGGUCAUUGAGUGCGCAUCUCCCCGAGCUGCGACGUCUCCCUGCACUAACCCAUCUCGCCAUCGACGCGCGAACUCCGCUCGCGACCAUCGAUGCGCUGUUACGCCAGGAUCUGCGCGUUCUGUUGCUCUGGGACCUGGAGAGCAAGCUUGAUGAUGCAGUGCCGGGUCUGGGCGACCGUCGGGUCGUGGUCUGUGCUGGCCACUUCGAGUGGAUAGCCGACUGGCACUCGGGCGCCUCCGGGGCCCCAGACUUCUGGGUGCUUCUUGACCGUUGGCAGCGCCAUGGAACGCAAGCGUCUUCGGGCAGCAGCGAGCUGUAUGAGGCAUGCCAUUUCUGGAGACCGGCGACGGUGACCUCGGACCUGUAGUUCGGACAUGUUACACCUAUGUCUAGCUGAUAUAACAUUCUGUUUAUUGUCCGACAGUAAACUUCCCUAGACGAGUCUGAAAGAGCCGUACAAGUGGGGGAUUACUCGCAAAUCACCGGCAUAGUCCCUCAACUCUUGUCAAGUCGUCUCUCCACUCCAUCAGCUCCCGGCGUUCUCCGCAGCUCCCUUCGAGGCGUACCAGUUCAUCAUGAGGUUUGCCAGAGAAGAUGGGGGGAAAUGAAGCUGAUGUCGUUAUGGGUGCGGGAGCUCAUGAGUCGUGCAUGAAGAGAGGAACGACCAGUGGCGACAAAAGACUCGUCUCCCAUGCAGGUCUAUCAUUCCCGAGUCAUCAUCAAUCAGGGUAGAUGAUCUUCGUAUCGAUAACUCGAGGCCCUCCUCGAAAACCCCAGCCUCCCGCUGCGCUUCAGCGCACUGGGCACCUUGUUCUCUAUGGACUCGACGAACCCAUCGUACAGCGCGCUGUUGUCCCCGUGGAAGUAAUCAGCCAUGAGAUGCAGACAGCACGAAACGUCCUGCAGGUGCUCCAGCGCUUCAAGGCCCACCCACGCUAGUGGGGCUGGCGUCGCGCUAUGCACCAGCGCAGCAUCCAGAACAUGGUCCCAAGCGACUUCGGGUAUCGUCGGCAUGAUCUGGAAAACCAGCACGAGCCGCUCGAGCCGCGGUGAAAGUCCACGAAGCCUGGAGAUGAUGCCGGAAAUGUUCUCUGGAAAGACUCUCGAUAUGCCCAGAUUGAAUGUGACCUCCAGGGUGCG
Mycena citricolor is the source of this 2827-nucleotide messenger RNA. The record is from the annotation of a GenBank genome assembly. Lineage: Eukaryota; Fungi; Basidiomycota; Agaricomycetes; Agaricales; Mycenaceae.